AUGCCGAAACGCAAGCUUGAUUCAGAUACAGUCUCGCCCUCUCGGAGGAGCUCUAUAAACAACAAAGCGGCCGAAGCGGAUGACGGCGACGACUCCCUGCCUGGCAGUGAGCGCAAGGGUCAUACCAGUGCCGCGGCCAAAGGAGGGGUCGAGGUCGAAUUGCCGCCUGACGUCGAGUACUUCCCGAAUGUGGGUGCUUCUGCUAGACGUUCUACCCGCUCACCUCAGUUCCUGCGAGAUGACGGCGCAUACGAUGAGCUAGCAGCGCUCGAAACAUAUCACCCAACCCUCAAGGUGUACGGCAAGACACUCACGCAAUCUCGAUCGAUUGCGGCGUACGCGACGCACCCGAUGGAACUGAAGUACUCUGGCGCCGAGAUCGAUGUGCAUGUCCCGUUUCCGCCUGUUGUGGAGCGAGUAUGUGAGAAGGUCGAGGAGAAGCUGGGUGAGAAGUUCAAUCAUGUGCUACUGAACCGGCGGCUUCAAGCUGACCUCAGCUACGACGAUGGGUCAGUAUACAUCGGCCGACACAGCGACACGGCCGAGAACAAGGUCAUCGCGGCGGUAUCCCUCGGCUCGCCACGGACACUCGUCUUCACUCCUCGCCCUCCGCCGCGCUCCGUCAUGGGCACCUUGUCUACUGAGGAAAAGCGGGAACUCAAUGGCCGACGCAGUGUCAAACUAAGACUGGAGAGUGGGAGUCUGCUCGUCAUGCGGCCGCCGACACAGGACUACUGGAAGACCCAAUGGCAUUCCCUUUCAGGAGGUGAGGGGAAUGAAGGGCCCGGUAUGAGACGUGCAGCGGCCAAGCGGCAUCACGCCAACUCCCUCCUCGGCAAGAUUAUGAUGGACGUUCCGGCAGGGUUGGGGGGUCCCGAGCCCAAGUACACCAUCAUAUUCGGACAUGCUACUUGCAGCUGGCAGACACGGUUGACUAACCUCUCGUCACCUCCCCUCAGCCAGUGCGGAGCCCCGGGGCGCGACGCGUUUGUUUUCGUCAUGUCUGAGAAGCCCUCCUCUCAUCCUUCCUCACCAUUCACAAUCGCUAUGCCUCCCCGCUCCGCCGAGGACUCUGCGUCGAACGACGACAAGAAACCCCGCACCUCUGCGUCGAGCGAGGACGUCCCCGACCCGACGAAAGUGCAGGAGAACGCCGAGGGAGACGAGUACGUCUCGCUGAGCAAGACGCGGCGCGUGACUGUGCGCGAUUUCAAGGGCAAGACUUAUGUUGAUCUUCGUGAUCACUAUGUCGACAAGAACAGCGGCGAGAUGAAGCCGACGGGCAAGGGCAUCAUGCUCACGCUCGAGCAGUGGGAUGCGCUCAAGGCGGCCAUGGGCGCAGUCGACGGGAUGCUGCACGACCAGAAGAACCGCAAGUAA
This is a messenger RNA of Trichosporon asahii var. asahii CBS 2479, 1380 nucleotides long. RefSeq lists its product as uncharacterized. The transcript is spliced from 9 exons. Gene Ontology annotation, cellular component: nucleus. Gene Ontology annotation, biological process: DNA alkylation repair; DNA repair; regulation of DNA-templated transcription. The coding region runs from base 1 to 1380 and encodes 459 amino acids. Lineage: Eukaryota; Fungi; Basidiomycota; Tremellomycetes; Trichosporonales; Trichosporonaceae. The record is from RefSeq and is a predicted model, not a curated record. Gene Ontology annotation, molecular function: dioxygenase activity; DNA binding.